Molecule: messenger RNA, 3015 nt
Organism: Sorex fumeus (smoky shrew)
Lineage: Eukaryota; Metazoa; Chordata; Mammalia; Eulipotyphla; Soricidae
Gene: ADGRE1
Product: adhesion G protein-coupled receptor E1
Exons: 22
Coding region: 64-3015 (983 amino acids)
Biological process (GO): adenylate cyclase-activating G protein-coupled receptor signaling pathway; cell surface receptor signaling pathway
Cellular component (GO): membrane
Molecular function (GO): G protein-coupled receptor activity; calcium ion binding
Source: RefSeq, a predicted model, not a curated record
UUUGUCAUUCGGGACAGGAGGAAGGGAGAAAAGUUUCCCCUCUUUGUAGGACGAAGCCACAGCAUGAUGUGGUACUUCUGUUUGUUCCUUUUCUGCGGGUGUUAUGAUCUGUGUGGAGUGUUGGCAGGACCCAGCCUGGAGUCAGUGUUAGGUCCGAACAGGUGUGUGGACACCACCAUGUGUCCCGCCUUUGCCGUCUGCAGGAACACCACCGACACCUACCACUGCACGUGUAAACAAGGCUUCCUGUCCAGCAACGGGGCCACCCAUUUCCGGGACCCACAAGUGGAAUGCAGAGAUAUCGAUGAGUGUUCUCAAGAUCCCCUACUCUGCGGUCCUCAUGCUAUUUGCAAAAACCAACUUGGUAGAUACAAGUGCAGCUGCUCCUCUGGUUUCUCUUCUCCCACUGGAGAUUCCUGGGGUCUGGAAAAGUCAAAUCGCAUUAGCUGUGCAGACAUUAAUGAAUGCCUCCAGAGUGGAAUCUGCCCAGAACAUUCUGAGUGUGUCAACUCCAUAGGAAGUUACCAGUGCAAAUGCCAACCUGGAUUCACCUUGAACAGCUCCAUUUGUGAAGAUAUAGAUGAAUGUGCCCAUUUCAAUCCUUGCCCGGACAAUGCAUAUUGUCACAACAGUUUUGGAAGCUACUCUUGUGUCUGCAGCACUGGAUUUGAGUUGGGGAGUGAAAACAUGAAUUUUCAGGGUUCAGGAGAGAUGUGUGAAGAUAUAGAUGAAUGUUUCAGAAACUCAACUCUCUGUGGUCCAAAUUCAAUCUGUACCAACACCCCAGGACAAUACAAUUGUUCCUGUCUGUCUGGAUUCUUUUCCUCAACUCUUUGGACCUCCGAGGAACCAGAGACUUUUAACUGUACAGAUAUAGAUGAGUGUUUUUAUAUGUGCCCUUUCAAUGCCAGUUGUACCAACACUCCUGGAAGCUACUUUUGUACCUGCCACCCGGGCUUUGCAUCAAGCAACGGGCAGUUGAACUUCAGAGGCCAAGAAGUGGAAUGUCGAGAUAUUGAUGAGUGCUCCCAAGAUCCUUCUCCAUGUGGUCCCAACUCUGUCUGCACCAAUUCUGAAGCUUCCUACACUUGUAGCUGCAGUCCAGGAUUUCAACCCAAACCAGAAGGCUCCUGGGAAUAUGGCAACUUCAGCUGCAAAAGGGUUCCUUUCAAGUGUAGAGAAGAUGUGACACCCGAAAAUGAGUGGGUGAAAUUAUGCCAAAUGGGAGUCGCAGUGGAAUCCAAAUACGUUUCCUUGUGUGAACAGAUGAAUAUGACCUUUGGCGUUCUGGACAAAGUCUGUGACAAAAACACCUCCACCAUGUCCCUGAAGGAAAUAACUGAGAACUUUGCUUCUGUGCUUGAACAAACAUCCACCUGGUCCAACUUCACCAAAGAAGAGACAUCCUCCCUGGCCACGGUCUUACUGGAGAGUGUCGAAAGCAUCACGUUGGCAUCUCUCCUGAAACCCGCAGUGAAUGCCAGCCGGACCAUUCAGACAGAACACUUAGAUAUUGAGAGCAAAGUUAUCAAUGAAGAAUGCUUGGAAAGUGGUGGAGAAUUUAACUUGAAAGCCAAAGGGGACAAGAUUAAUAUUGGGUGUUCCACAAUCGAAGAGUCUGAAUCCACAGGGACCAUGGGGAUAGCUUUCGUCUCCUUUAAAGGUAUGGAAUCUGUUUUAAAUGAGAGCUUCUUUCAAGACUCUAAGUCCAAGAGGAAGUUGAAGAUAAAUUCUCAUAUUGUUGGGGGCAUCAUGACUGGGGAGAGGAAAGAAGGCUUUUCUCGUCCGAUCAUCUACACUCUGGAGAACAUAGAGCCAAAGCGGAAGUUUGAGAGACCCAUCUGUGUUACCUGGAGCACAGACAAGGAAGGUGGAAGGUGGAAGUCCUCUGGCUGUGCAGUGCUCGAAGCGACCGAGAACCACACUGUCUGCAGCUGCUAUCAACUGGCAAACUUAGCCAUCAUCAUGGCAUCCGAGGAGCUCACGAUGGACUUCUCCUUGUACGUCAUUAGCCAGCUGGGCAUGACCAUCUCCCUGCUGUGUCUCGCCCUGGCCAUAGCCACCUUCCUGCUAUGCCGCAGCAUUCGCAGUCAGAACACCUUCCUCCACCUGCACCUCUGCGUGUGUCUCUUCUUGGCCAAACUCCUGUUCCUCACCGCUGUAGACAAGACUGACCAUCAGACAGGCUGUGCCAUCAUCGCGGGCUUUCUGCAUUAUUUUUUCCUCGCUUGCUUCUUCUGGAUGUUGGUGGAGUCCGUGAUGCUCUUCCUUAUGGUCAAGAACCUGAAGAUAGUCAACUACUUCAACUCUCGCAACAUCAAGAUGCGGCACCUCUGUGCCUUUGGCUAUGGGCUCCCGGGGUUGGUGGUGGUGAUCUCGGCCAGUGUCUAUCCACAGGGAUACGGGAUGCAUAAUCACUGCUGGCUGAACACCGAGAAGGGCUUUGUCUGGAGUUUCCUGGGGCCAGUUUGUACCAUCAUUACGAUCAAUUCCGUCCUCCUCACUAUGACCUUGGUUAUCCUGAGGCAGAGUCUCUGCAGUGUGAAUGCUGAAGUCUCAAAGAUCAAAGACACCAGGCUACUGACGUUCAAGGCCUUUGCCCAACUUUUUAUCUUGGGGUGCUCCUGGGUGUUGGGUCUCUUCCAGAUUGGCCCCAUCUCCAGCGUCAUGGCUUACCUGUUCACCAUCAUCAACAGCCUGCAGGGGGCGCUCAUCUUCCUCAUUCACUGUCUGCUCAACCGCCAGGUGCGGGAAGAAUAUAGGAAAUGGAUCCUCGGGAAGAUCAAACCCAGCUCCCAGUCCCAGACCUCCGGGAUGCUGUUAUCUUCCAUCCCUUCCACUUCGAAAUCAGUGGAGCGUGAACCGGCUGGAUGUCUUUGCCAUGACGAUUUCACGCACUGCAGAGAAACAGGAAUUUCUGUUUCAGAUGACGUUGCAACUUUCGGGUCCUGCAGCUCUUUGAACUUGCAGGGAGAAAUAUCAGCCAAAUCUCCGCAAGACGAGGAACGCUGCUGA